UCGACGAGGGUGUUGUUGACAUUCCCAGGAGCCCUACAAAAGUUUUCUGCAGUGCUAUGGCAGUAUUGUCAGUGGCCUCAAAUUCAUGUUUUCAGCCGGACAGGUGAAAACACUGAGCCGUCAGAUGACUGCGCACUUCGGUUGAUUUUGUGGAAGUGGUUGUUAUCAGUAUGACUCGCGAUAUCAUUCUUGGAGAUGAACUGCCCGACUGGGUUGGGGCGAAAGAGUUUUAUCAGAAGUAUGAUCCCAAAGAGGUGAUUGGGAGAGGUGUGAGCAGUGUGGUGAGCAGAUGUGUACACAAACACACAGGGCAGGAGUUUGCAGUGAAGAUCAUUGAGAUCACUGCAGAGAAAAUGACAGAACAGCAGUUAGAGGAGGUGAAGAGCUCCACACUGAAGGAGAUCCAUGUGCUCAAUGUGGUGAAGGGCCACCCGUCCAUCAUCACACUUAUUGAUUCUUAUGAGUCAACAACCUUCAUAUUUUUGGUAUUUGACCUCAUGAGGAGAGGAGAGCUAUUCGAUUACUUGACUGAAAAAGUCACUCUCAGUGAAAAGGAAACCAGGAGUAUGAUGCGUGCUCUUCUGGAGGCUGUCCAGUAUCUACAUUCUCUAAAUAUUGUACAUCGUGACCUCAAACCUGAAAAUAUUCUGUUGGACGACCAGGGACACAUCAAACUUUCUGACUUUGGCUUUUCAGUCCAGCUGGGGCCUGAUGAAAAACUAAGAGAGUUGUGUGGAACACCAGGAUAUCUGGCACCAGAGAUUCUGAAGUGCUCCAUGGAUGAGACACAUGAGGGAUAUGGGAGAGAGGUUGACCUGUGGGCUUGUGGUGUGAUCAUGUUCACGCUUCUUGCUGGUUCUCCACCAUUCUGGCAUCGCAAACAGCUGCUGAUGCUGAGAUUGAUCAUGGAAGGCCGGUACCAGUUUAGCUCUCCUGAGUGGGAUGACCGGUCUGACACUGUCAAAGACUUGAUCUCCUGGCUUUUAGUGGUGGAACCCACAGUUCGUCUAACGGCUGAGCAAGCUUUAGCUCAUCCUUUCUUCCGUCAGUACCAAAAGGAGGAUGUGCGGCUCUUUAGCCCCAGGAAGACAUUUAAGGCCCUGAUCUUGACCGUGUUAGCUUGUAUACGAAUGCAGUGCCGGUACUACCGAGCCAGACCAUUAACAAAGGAGCUCCUAGCAAGAGACCCCUAUUCCAUCCGCGUUGUGCGCAAGCUGAUCGACGGCUGUGCUUUCCGCAUAUAUGGACACUGGGUCAAGAAAGGGGAGCAACAGAACCGAGCUGCUCUAUUCCAGAACACGGCUAAAAUCAUUCUACUGGGCCUUGAAGACCUUGAAAACUAAAGGUCAUAUUUUUGUUUCUAAAGAUAUCCCUCAUCUGUCAAUUUACAGUUUAUUGUUUAUGUCUUUAAGUAAGGGUAUAUAGCCUGCCUGUCCAAAAGGUGCACAAAACACAACUAUUUUUUUUUUGUCUUUAAAGAUGGAUGGUGCUUUUGAUUUUAGCAGCAGGCCAUGUGACCUCAUUUUAAUCACUCACUGUGGAUUGUACAUUUUAAAAUGUAUAGUUUUGUCACAUGCUUAUUGGUGGUAUCGUCUGAUAUUGCUUAUUAUAUGGACCAAAAAAAAAAAAGACUUGUAUUCACAAUUACCUAACAGAGCUUGUCUCCUAUUCAAGCUCUCUAGCCUUUGAAAGUUUUUUCCACCAAGCAGGUUGUAUUUGAAUUUAUUAUCAUUCUUCUGCUUCAAAAACAAUUCCAGGUUGUUGAAGACUAAACCAUAGAUGCACAGGGAAUAUUUAACAAUG
Molecule: messenger RNA, 1803 nt
Organism: Sinocyclocheilus grahami
Lineage: Eukaryota; Metazoa; Chordata; Actinopteri; Cypriniformes; Cyprinidae
Product: phosphorylase b kinase gamma catalytic chain, liver/testis isoform-like
Exons: 10
Coding region: 171-1343 (390 amino acids)
Biological process (GO): protein phosphorylation; glycogen metabolic process
Cellular component (GO): phosphorylase kinase complex
Molecular function (GO): calmodulin binding; ATP binding; phosphorylase kinase activity
Source: RefSeq, a predicted model, not a curated record